GUUCUUGCCGAGCCUCCACCUCUCGUUUUCUAUACCGACGACGAAGGCCACUGAGGUUGAGAGACCAAGUGACAUGUAUGAUGUGCGUCGAUUUGCUGCGCAUAAUCUUGCGCUCAUUUACCGCGCGAGUGGUAACGACUACCUAGCUCGAAGGAUUUAUGAGAAGUUCCUUGUUUUCCGUUUGGUUGUGUUCCGUCCACAUGUUGACGAGGUGAUCCAGGCGCGUGUGGUCUCAUCGAAUAGUCUGGGUCUCACCCUUUCUACGGAAUUCUUCGAAGACAUCACAAUCCCUGCUGAACGUCUUCCGGAGCCACAUGUCUUCGAACAGAGUGAACAGAUUUGGUACUGGGAAUAUCCAUCAGAAGACGGAGAGCCUCCUGCUAAGCUCUACAUGGACCCUGGUAAGACUGUGCGAUUUCGAGUCGUGGAGAACAUUUUUAGGUG
Cooperia oncophora is the source of this 444-nucleotide messenger RNA. NCBI's taxonomy places the organism in Eukaryota, Metazoa, Nematoda, Chromadorea, Rhabditida, Trichostrongylidae. The record is from the annotation of a GenBank genome assembly.